AUGAAAGGCUUUGUCCGCCGCGCAGCCGCGUGGUGCGCGUGGCGCUGGUGCGGAGCGCGCGGACAGCGCAGACGUCACCGGAGCAGAGCUGCACGAGCCUCACUAGAAACACAACACUGUGGGACUGAGGAGCUUCCGCUUCUGCACUCCAGUGUCUCAAUAAUAUCCAGGAAAGGAACGCUCCAGAGAACCCAAGAUGGUGAUUACCAGCGUGGCACUCAUGAGAAGAUCAUCGGUGGGUGCAGAGAGCAGAUGUCACCACUAAAGCGGAGGGACGCAUACACAAGGAGGUAG
This is a messenger RNA of Knipowitschia caucasica, 294 nucleotides long. Lineage: Eukaryota; Metazoa; Chordata; Actinopteri; Gobiiformes; Gobiidae. The record is from the annotation of a GenBank genome assembly.